Molecule: messenger RNA, 366 nt
Organism: Phaeodactylum tricornutum CCAP 1055/1
Lineage: Eukaryota; Bacillariophyta; Bacillariophyceae; Surirellales; Neidiaceae
Exons: 1
Coding region: 1-366 (121 amino acids)
Source: RefSeq, a predicted model, not a curated record
AUGGCCGCGCAAUCAAAGUCUUCCAAACGCGUAUUGCGAGGAAUACUCCGAUUGAGUCGGACACCGCCCUUAUCCAAAGAGCUUGCCAAGAAAGAACCCGUGCAGAAUACCCAUCUCAACCCUACCCGUGCUUUCAUAUUGAAACGUUACCGAUCAGCGCAAAAUAUUACCGAUAAAGAGGAGAUUGCCAAACUGAAAGCGGUAGCUUACGAUUAUCUACAAUUGCAAAAAGACCUAACCGAACGGGCAAGAUUAUACGACCUGGACCGAGGAGCAGAAGUGGUCUUUACACCCAAAGAAAUGAGUCGCCGCGCCGCCGCUAGGUCAGGUCUACAGCUUCCCAAAUUAGAUCCCGACCUUGAGUAA